GGGAGAGGGCGUGGUCUUGUGUAGAUAGCGAUCCUUACAGCUACAACUCUCAGUCUCUCUCUCUCUCUCUGUCUGUUUGAGCAGGAGAACUGGAGGAGGUCAGCGGUGUGAUCUUCACGUCUGAUCUUCAGCAUUAUGGCGUCCGCAGUGCCUCAGAAGCGGAUGGUGUCAUCUGUUUUCAUCACGCUGGCAUCUCCGUUCAGGGCGACCGUCACCCCGACGGUCCCCGUCCACAGCAGUCCCGUCAGAGACCCGCAGCCGGCCAUCACACCGCUGCGCUCAACAUCAGCAUCCUCACAGGACGGAUCCAUCAUGAGCCCGUUAUACACCCGGUCCAGACUCCCCGCCACCCUAACCCAGAGCAAACCCACCGCUGCCCCCUACAGGCUGGACAGCACAGACAGACGCAGUGCAGAUGCAGUCAUUAUCAAUGACCUGCCCCUCACUCCUCCCCCGGAUGACCUCCAUGAACCCUGUGACCCCUGGCAACCAGACGCCCCUGCAGAGGCGUGUGCAGGCAGUAACCUGAAGCAUCCUUCAUCAUCAUCAUCAUCAUCAUGGGGAUCGCAGGACAGCGAUGUGUGUGGAUUCUGUCGUAAGCCGAUGUUGUUGUCUGAACCCGCUAUAGAUGCUCUGAAUCGCAGUUAUCACGCCGCCUGCUUCCAGUGCCGGCAGUGUCACACGCCUCUCGCCGCCAAACUCUAUUAUAAUAAAUCUGGUAUUCCACUGUGUGAGGACUGUUAUCAGGCCAGUUUGGAACCGUGCUGGGCAUGUGGUGAUGUCAUUAAAGACCACGUGAUUCGAGCUCUGGAACGAGCCUAUCACCCACCCUGUUUUGUGUGCACGACGUGCAGACAGCCAAUCGGAGAGCAGAGAUUUGCACAGGGUGAAGUUGGGGAGGUUUACUGUCUGCAGGAUUAUUACAGGAAAUAUUCGCCGCAGUGCAGCGCAUGCGGACAGAUGAUAAUCCCGCGUGUGGACGGAACAGACAGUUACACUGUGGAGUGUUUGGGUCACUCGUACCAUGAGGACUGUUACCGCUGUCAGGUGUGUAAAGUUCUUUUGUCUCCGGAGCCCAAUGAGAACGGCUGUUACCCUCUGGAGGGUCAGAUUCUCUGUAAACGCUGUCAUUUCACCCUCAUCUACAACGCACAGCAUUAAAAGACUGAUGGCGAAUGACCACUAUGCAACAUUGGAAUGAUUAUAAAUACUUGUUUAUUUUUAUAACGUUUUCUAAUUGUUUAACAUAAUCCACUGUAUCAAUGUAUUCGACAUAUCAACUGUAUCAAUCUGAUGUUUUUGCACUUACUGAACAUGAACAAAACACGCCAAAGAUAUCUUUUUACUGGCUCCAAAAUCCCAUUGAUGUUCAAAAUAAACUAAUAUAUGUGCACGA
This is a messenger RNA of Triplophysa rosa, 1396 nucleotides long. It is a transcript of the gene fblim1, whose product is annotated as filamin binding LIM protein 1. Gene Ontology annotation, biological process: cell-cell adhesion. Gene Ontology annotation, molecular function: filamin binding. Gene Ontology annotation, cellular component: stress fiber; focal adhesion. The record is from RefSeq and is a predicted model, not a curated record. The transcript is spliced from 8 exons. NCBI's taxonomy places the organism in Eukaryota, Metazoa, Chordata, Actinopteri, Cypriniformes, Nemacheilidae. Bases 136 to 1161 code for a protein of 341 amino acids.